Messenger RNA from Aedes aegypti (yellow fever mosquito), 2056 nucleotides. It is a transcript of the gene Fitm, whose product is annotated as FIT family protein CG10671. The transcript has 2 exons. Lineage: Eukaryota; Metazoa; Arthropoda; Insecta; Diptera; Culicidae. Gene Ontology annotation, cellular component: endoplasmic reticulum membrane. The record is from RefSeq and is a predicted model, not a curated record. Bases 254 to 1576 code for a protein of 440 amino acids. Gene Ontology annotation, biological process: phospholipid biosynthetic process; lipid droplet organization; lipid storage.
AUAAAUAAAAAUCGUCAGUCACUACUCGCGUAGAUUUUAGUGCGCGAAUGUCUUUAUAUAUAGAAACAAAUUUGGUAGUAGUCUACCUACGGAUAGACUGAAUUUUGUCACUAUUUCACCAUUAUUGCUGAAACCACAAAUCGGUUGUCUUUUAGCGCUAGUCCAAAGCACCAUCGGCGUGUAUGUAAAUUUGCGUGCGCUGUGACCUUUGGCGGAACGCGUUCCAUAUAAAGUGAUAUAACGCAUAGAAUAAAUGGCAACAAAGCGAAAACCGAUUCACACGCAGCCGGGGUCCGCCUCGCAACGCCCGAGCAUGAACUUCCGGCCAGGGAUGAAUGACACGACAGCACGAGCCGAGGCCAAGGGAACACGACCUACGGCAACGCCGACAUCCAUUAAGGAGGUUCUCACAAUGAUGGUGUUGCACGUUUGCAAGAAGAUUAUAUUUUUCGACACGAAUCUCAAAGUGCCACUCUAUUUGGGAAGCUUAUUCUUCGUGUCCCUGGUGGGAGAUUUCCUGCCGUAUCCAAAAACAUAUCUAGCCCGAUCGGACAAUUUGUUCAAUGUGUAUUUCGUCAAAAUGGGAUGGGCAUGGACGCUGUUGUUCUCAUUGCCAUUCCUGGCGAUGACCUCGGUGACGGUAUGCUGUGGGGACCAUCAGAGAUUAGUGCGGAACCAUCUUCCCCGGCUAGGAAUCGCCACCGGGUUUUGGUUCGUGUGGACUAAAGUGUUCAACAUUAUUGAAUCGUCCUACGGUCGCUGUAGUGUUCGUGGUUUCGAUUCGAAAUCCGGUUGCCUAAAGGCAGGACAUCUCUGGAAUGGAUUCGACAUCUCGGGCCAUGCGUUCAUCCUAAUCUACUCCAGUUUGGUGCUCAUGGAGGAAGCUCGAUCAAUAAUCGGCUGGGAGAGUAUCAAAGAGCAUCUCCGGAACGAGGAACACAAUCGCACAAAGCAGGACAGUAUGCAAACGACAAAUCCACUGAAAAGCCUUAAGGAUGAUGAUUUGAAGGCGCUGAAAUAUUUCUACACACGUUUCACACCUACGAUCCGGUUACUGUUCAUAGGCAUGACUAUGUUGCAGCUCCUUUGGGACAUAAUGCUCGUUGGUACCAUGUUGUACUACCACAGGAUGGUAGAAAAGGUCCUAAGCGGAAUAAUCGCCGUUCUGACGUGGUUCUUUACGUAUCGGGCUUGGUACCCGACGAAUUCGCUUCUACCCGACCCUGUCGGCAAAGGAUUAUUCAACUAUCAGACAGUAUCCAAACCAGUGGAAAUUGGCGUUCGGCGAAGAGCCAGCUUGCUUCAACCGAACACCUCUCAAACACAGGACAUUCCCAAAUUCAUGGGAAUGCCACUGUACGCAGCGAGACAGCAACAGAACGCCUCUGCUUCGACUGCCGGAUUAGGAUCACCGACAGAAGCCGGUAGCGCGGGCCAAGGUUUCCCUUCAUCCUCAUCCUCGUCGUCCUAUGUAAGUAGUAUGAACGCGGCUCGGUUAGGAACGGCCUUUGGCGAAACGAAUAGCCCUCCUUUUUCGCGCUUCCAACAAAGUGCGCACCGAAGUAGGUUCGAUUGAGAUUGUUGUGUUAAACUCCGGUUGACAAAUUCAUCUAUUGGGAGAGGCUGUUCUGUAGCUGUUAAUCAAAUAGCUACUAUUGUAAUAAAACACCAACAUUUUCUAAUAGAGAGACCUACUUGAAAAUUUCACUGAUAGCACAGGUUAUGGCAUUUCAAUGUUUCGUUAUUUUUGUUUUUAUUUUAUUGCACGUUAUUUAAUUUAUGUUUCACAUGAAAAUUAUUUUAAUCAGAAACCCAGUACGUACUAUAAGUCAUUUUUGCUAGCCCAGUCAUCAAAACGAAUUGUGCAGUUGCUAUAAGGAAAUAUUUCGAUGUGUUACCUAUAGGUAAUUUCAGUUACCCAAUAAAUGUAGAAGGAAUUUUUCAAUCCCAAUUCAUUGGAACAGUUUAAAAGGUCUUCUUAUUAACAGAAAUCUAAAGUAGCUAUUUUCGGAAUUUUAACAUAACUAAUCGAUAAUCUGAGUUAGCUUCUCAAAUU